Messenger RNA from Kwoniella shivajii, 1719 nucleotides. Its product is annotated as aspartate-tRNA(Asn) ligase. Gene Ontology annotation, cellular component: cytoplasm; cytosol; aminoacyl-tRNA synthetase multienzyme complex. Gene Ontology annotation, molecular function: ATP binding; aspartate-tRNA ligase activity; RNA binding. The record is from RefSeq and is a predicted model, not a curated record. Gene Ontology annotation, biological process: aspartyl-tRNA aminoacylation. Bases 1 to 1719 code for a protein of 572 amino acids. Lineage: Eukaryota; Fungi; Basidiomycota; Tremellomycetes; Tremellales; Cryptococcaceae. The transcript is spliced from 10 exons.
AUGUCGGAGCCAAUCCCCACAGAAGCUCAAGCUGCUUCCACUCAAGCUGCACCACCAGCUGCUAGCGGUGAGGAAUCAACCGCUCCAGCUCCUACAGAAGGUGAUGCUCCCGCUGGUCCAUCAAAAGCGGAAUUGAAGAGACGAGCUAAAGAAGCUGAGAAAGCCAAGAAAGCAGCUGACAGAGCUGCGAGGGAAGAAGAGGAAAAGAGGAAAAGAGAAGCGAAAGAAGCUGAAGAUCAUGCCAAGCAAAACUAUGGAAAAUUACCGUUACAUCAAAGUCAAGAAAGGAACGGUCGAAAAUUCCUCAAAUUCUCUGAACUUUCUGAAGAAUCUGUUGGUCAACGAGUAGUGUUCCGAGCGAGAAUGCACAACUCUCGAGCUCAAGGUGCCAAGAUUGUCUUCCUCAAUUUCCGACAACAAACUCACACUCUUCAAGGUGUACUUGUCGUUUCUGGUGAAAAGGAUGAAAAUCAAGUUUCCAAACAAAUGCUCAAAUACGCUCAGCUUAUUCCCUCUGAAUCCAUAGUCCUCGUUGAGGGAGUCAUCAAAUCCGCUGAAGUCAAAAGUUGUACCAUCACCAACUACGAGGUUGGCGUUUACAAACUUUUCACUGCUGUCGAAGUCGGAGAUCUUCCCUUCUCCAUUGACGACGCUUCUCGAGCUGAAGCUGAUUUCGAGAGAGCUGAGAAAGACGAGAACCUUCAGUUUUCUCGAGUAUCGCUUGUCACCCGACUCGAUAAUCGAGUUAUGGAUUUGAGAACUCCAUCCAAUCAAGCUAUUUUCCGAAUCCAAUCUGCCGUUGGCCAAUUAUUCCGAGAUUAUCUUAAUUCUCAAGGAUUUAUCGAAAUUCAUUCUCCUAAACUUCAAGGUGCCGCUACCGAAUCUGGAGCAAGUGUUUUCAAAGUACAAUAUUUCAACUCAACUGCUUUCCUCGCUCAAUCUCCUCAAUUAGCUAAACAAAUGGCUAUUGCUGGUGACAUGGAGAGAGUAUACGAGAUCGGACCUGUUUUCCGAGCGGAAGACUCCAACACUCAUCGACAUAUGACCGAAUUCAUGGGAUUAGAUCUCGAGAUGGCAAUUGAAGAGCAUUAUCACGAAGUUCUCGAUGUUCUCGAUUCGAUGCUCAAAAACAUCUUCUCAGGUCUUAAAGAGAAAUACUCACAUGAGAUUGAAGUGAUCAAGAAACAGUUCCCUCAUGAAGAUUUCCUGUUCUUGGAUGAGACUCUCAGAUUACCAUUCAGCGAAGGUAUCAAGAUGUUGAAAGAGGCAGGAGCUAAAGGUAGUGACGGAGAGGAGUUGGGUGAAUUGGACGAUUUGAGUACUGAGAAUGAGAAAUUCCUUGGCCGACUCGUUCGUGUGAAAUACCAAACGGAUUAUUUCAUUCUUGAUAAAUUCCCUUUGGCCAUUCGACCGUUCUACACUAUGCCUGAUCCUGUUGAUCCGACUUUAUCCAAUUCGUAUGAUUUCUUCAUGCGUGGAGAAGAGAUUCUAUCAGGAGCUCAAAGAGUACACGAUCCUACUUUCUUAGCUGAAAGGAUGAGAUCAGUAGGGAUCGAUCCUGCUACCAUGACUGGUUAUUUGGAUGCAUUCAGAUUAGGUGCCCCUCCACAUGGAGGUGGUGGUAUCGGUUUAGAAAGAGUCGUAAUGCUUUUCUUGAAAUUAGGUAACAUCAGAAGAGCAAGUUUGUUCCCUAGAGAUCCUAAACGAUUGAAUCCUUAG